Molecule: messenger RNA, 1596 nt
Organism: Miscanthus lutarioriparius
Lineage: Eukaryota; Viridiplantae; Streptophyta; Magnoliopsida; Poales; Poaceae
Source: the annotation of a GenBank genome assembly
AUGGUGGUGGCCGUGCAGCUGGCCGCGCUCCUGGCGCUGCUGCUCGCGCUGUGGCGUCUGGCGUGGCGGCCGCACGCCGUGGCGCGGUCGUUCGCGAGGCAGGGCGUCCGGGGCCCGCCCUACACGUUCCUGGCAGGGUCCUUGCCGGAGGCGAAGAGGCUGCUGAUGGCCGGCCGGAGAGGCGUGGCGCCCCUGGACGCCGCCUGCCACGACAUCAUGCCCGUCCUCCUGCCGCAGUUCCACAGAUGGGUCGCAGACUAUGGUAGAACGUUUCUGUUCUGGAUCGGGCCGAUUCCCGCUCUCUUCUCUACGGAUCUACAGCUGAUUAAGCAAGUGCUGACAGACAGGACGGGCCUGUAUCAGAAGGACUUCAUGAUCCCCGUGCUCAAAUUCCUCUUCGGCAACGGUGUCAUACUGAUAAACGGAGACGAUUGGAAGCGGCACCGCAAAGUGGUCCUCCCCGCGUUCAACCAUGAGACGAUCAAGAGCAUGUCGGCGGUGACGGCAGAGGUAACCAAGCAAAUGAUGCAGCAAUGGCGCGAGCAGAUUCACCAAAGCGGCGACAAGGAAUCAGCGGAGAUAGACAUGAUCCACGCCUUCAACGACCUGACCGCCAAGGUCAACGGCCGCGUCGCCUUCGGCACGAGCCACUGGGAGGUCGAUGAGGUCAUCGUCUUGAUGCGAGAGAUGCAGAAGCUUGCCACUGCGGCCAUGCUGGAUGCUCCAAUACUCUGGUAUCUGCCAACUCGGCGUAACCUGCACGUCCGACGUCUGAACAAACAGCUGAGAAGCAAGAUCAUGUCCAUCAUGCAGGCGCGGCUGGCCGCCGACGGAGCCAAGUGUGGUGGGCGCGGCGGCGGGGGCGCCGGCAGGGGCGACCUACUCGGGCUGCUGCUAGAAGCGUGGACACCGCAGCAGCAGCAGCAUGGCAACAACGGAGAGACGCUGACAACCGACGAGGUGAUCGACGAGUGCAAGACCUUCUUCGCCGCGGGGCAGGAAACCACGGCCACCCUCCUCGUCUGGGCCAUGUUCCUUCUCGCCGUGCACCCGGAGUGGCAGCACAAAGUCAGGGAGGAGGUCUUCAGGGAAUUCUGCUGCACCAGCGACGGCGAUGGCGACGGCGAGGUCCCCCACGCCGAUGUUCUCGCCAAGCUCAAGCUGUUAUACAUGGUGUUGCUGGAGACAUCGCGCCUCUACCCCCCGAUCGUGUACAUACAGCGGAGAGCUGCCUCGGACGCCGUCCUUGGAGACAUCAAGGUGCCCCAGGGCACAGUCAUUUCGAUCCCCAUCGCCAUGCUGCACCGGGACAAGCAGGUCUGGGGCGCCGACGCCGAUGAGUUCAACCCCAUGAGGUUCGAGCACGGCCUCACAAAGGCAGCCAAGGAUCCCAAGGCGCUGCUGGCUUUCUCCCUGGGCCCGAGAGUGUGCACUGGACAGAGCUUCGGCAUCGUAGAAGUACAGGUUGUCAUGGCGAUGAUCCUCAGGAGGUUCUCCUUCUCCCUCUCCCCAGAGUAUGUUCACAAGCCCAAGUAUCUCCUGUCCUUGACACCCAAGCUUGGGAUGCCUCUCAUCGUCAGGAAUGUGGAUGGCUAA